UAAAUACCCCAUUCCAUCCUCCUACAUUCCUUGCAAAUUUUAAAUUUUUCUAGCUUUUGCUCUGCUUAGGUUCUGCAGAGAGAGAGAGAGAGAGAGUGUGGUUCAGAGAGAGAUUCUGUUUUUUCAAUUUUUUUAUGUUAUCUGUUUUGGGUUUUUCUUGCAUCGUUUUUGCAGGUACUGAGGAACAAGUCUUGGCAGCAUAACCUUGUUGGAGAGCGUAAAAUUCAGGCAAGGCCUUCGAGUUGGGGAGUAUUAGAUUGGAAUCCUAGAAGUUUCUGCUUAGACCGAAGAAAUGGAGGUACAUGGCAAACCUAUGGUUGCAGCUCCUUCAAAUGUUAUUUAUCUGUCAAGUAUUUUGGGCCAAGAUGGUCCAGUUCCCUGUCACAGAUGCAACUGGAAAUGUGAAAAUGAACAUGUUUGUGGAAACAUGUAUCGCUGCAAGCUAACAAUGCUGACUCACAUCUGCGAUAAAAACUGUAACCAGAGAAUUCUGUAUGAUAACCAUAGCUCACUUUGUCUAGCAAGUGGUCAAAUUUUCCCCCUUACUCCAGCAGAGGAACAAGCAGUGAGAGGUGUCCGCAGAAAGCUUGAUGCAGAGAAUUCCCCCUCUGAUAGCUGCGGUUUUAAGCGUAGACGUGAUGCACAAUUUCAUCCUUCUCCUUUCGAGAGAUCUUUCACUGCUGUCGGUCCUAUCUGCAGCCAAGUUGGAGAUGGCAUGGAUAUGAAUUAGAUAUCUAUUAUAUAACUGAAAAAGACUCUUAUAAUUUUUCUUGUCCCUUUGAAGUUUUUUUUUUUUUUUCUUUUGUCAAUCAGAUGAGUAUCGAUAACAAAACUUUAUGGAUUAUUUAUUGGUGGACAUGAUGUGCCCCCAUCUGCUUUAGGAAGAAAUCUUUAUAUUUCUAGUAUUAAUGUAAUGUAGUCUUAAAGUAGCAACUGUUGAAUGGGGAUUUGAACAGGAUCUUUCUACGCGCAACACAUUUAUGACACUUGAAUUGACAUUGGUUUUCUUCUAAAUCUAGUGAGAAGCUGACUGUCAUAGCCGACUACAGAAUGUAUUUUGGCUUUCAUUGCUUGAAUUCGAUUCAGUCAAUUGAUAGAUGCAUACAUGAGAUAUGUACUUAACUGUAACCCUUUAUUAGCUAACCAUCAAGUUACUAGUGUAUCUGUGGUUAAUGUACUCAUUGCUAUUGCUACUGUCAUGAGCUUUGUACUCCUUAAUUUUGUAUGAACAGCAAACAGUUAUUUGGUCCUUAGGGUCAUAUCAAUAACCUUGAUUUCUGUAGGCUGAGGUUCUCUCCAGUUUGCCAUCUGGUGAAUUGAUUUUGGGUUUGCUGCUUCACUCUUCCUAUUUCUGUUGCAGGCUCAAGGGAGAUGAUCUAGUCCACAUUUUCUUUCUUCUUAUUCAUUUUCUGAUAUCUUUUUCAUUCUCUGCUUUGAUUAAACGGUUACCUGUCUGAGGUUGCUGUAGCUUGUGCAGGUUUUGCAGCAUAUGCUAGGAAGGAGCGUUCAAAACAUUGUCUUGCAAUACUGAAUUAAUUUUUAUAAUAUAGAAUUGUACUAUAAGAUCUGUUAUUGAUAAAUGCCUUUUUUUCCUUGAAUGAAUGCAGGCAUUGCGACUUCUGCUCAAAUCUUUCUAUGGUGAAGUUUGGAGAAACCAACAGUUAUGGGGCUAUAGAGUCUAAAGGCUACGUAGGGAUCAUUUAUGAUGCUGUACAGAUACGGUAGAGAUACAAUCUGGUAUGAUGAUAAAGUAAGGUGACUAUUAGCAAAUAAAGGGAAACAUAGCAGCAGCAGCAGCAACAUCAGUGUUGAAAAAUUGAACUUUGUACUCGAUGAUGGAAAGUAAUAACUUUCGAUUUAAAAUGAAUUUUCUUACAAAAUUGGCAUGUCAAUGAUUUCUGCCAAAUUUUGUACUUUGUAAUAUGUACUAGUCACAGUUGUAAUUAAUCUUUAAUAUUGUUUAUAGACAGAUGUAGCUUUUGUUUCUGAUAUUUAUGAAGCUGGAGGUUGUAAUGUA
Messenger RNA from Vigna unguiculata (cowpea), 2017 nucleotides. RefSeq lists its product as uncharacterized. The record is from RefSeq and is a predicted model, not a curated record. NCBI's taxonomy places the organism in Eukaryota, Viridiplantae, Streptophyta, Magnoliopsida, Fabales, Fabaceae.